Molecule: messenger RNA, 2063 nt
Organism: Lathyrus oleraceus (garden pea)
Lineage: Eukaryota; Viridiplantae; Streptophyta; Magnoliopsida; Fabales; Fabaceae
Exons: 11
Coding region: 74-1933 (619 amino acids)
Biological process (GO): tRNA methylthiolation
Cellular component (GO): endoplasmic reticulum
Molecular function (GO): tRNA (N(6)-L-threonylcarbamoyladenosine(37)-C(2))-methylthiotransferase activity; 4 iron, 4 sulfur cluster binding
Source: RefSeq, a predicted model, not a curated record
ACGUUGGAGUUUGAUUAAUUAGGGCUGAGAGUGUGAGCAGUGGCAACACAGCACAGAAGCAGAAGCAGAAGAAAUGGAGGACAUUGAAGAUUUGCUCAUCGGCACCGGAACCGGUACUCCACCGGGAUUCCGUCCUCCAUUAACUUCCGUUACCGUCGGCGUUGGAACGACGAAGAAACAUCGCUCUUCACUUUUACCUUCACCCUCACCUUCAAUCCCUGGCACUCAGACUAUUUUCAUAAAGACAUUUGGAUGCUCUCAUAAUCAGAGUGACAGUGAAUAUAUGGCUGGUCAACUUUCAGCUUUUGGUUACUCAUUGAGUGAUAAUCCUGAUGAAGCAGAUCUAUGGCUUAUAAACACUUGCACAGUAAAGUCCCCGAGUCAAUCUGCCAUGGAUACCAUCAUAACAAAAGGAAAAUCAUCAAACAAACCAUUAGUUGUUGCUGGCUGUGUCCCUCAAGGAAGUCGAGAUGCGAAGGAGCUGGAAGGGAUCAGCAUUGUAGGAGUCCAGCAAAUUGAUCGUGUUGUUGAAGUUGUAGAGGAGACUUUAAAAGGCCAUGAAGUGCGGCUUUUGACCCGUAAGACAUUGCCAGCGCUAGACCUUCCAAAGGUGAGAAAGAACAAAUUUGUUGAGAUUCUUCCAAUUAAUGUUGGUUGUUUAGGUGCUUGCACUUAUUGCAAGACAAAACAUGCCCGGGGUCAUCUAGGGAGUUACACAGUAGAUAGCCUUGUUGGGCGUGUAAAAUCUGUGGUAUCUGAUGGAGUUAAAGAGAUAUGGCUGAGCAGUGAAGAUACCGGAGCAUAUGGUCGUGACAUUGGUGUCAAUCUUCCAACUUUAUUGAAUGGCAUAGUAGCAGAAUUACCAGCAGAUGGAAGUACUAUGCUGCGUAUUGGAAUGACUAAUCCACCUUUUAUCCUUGAGCACUUGAAAGAGAUAGCAGAGGUUCUGCGGCAUCCAUGUGUUUACUCCUUCUUGCAUGUGCCAGUUCAGUCUGGAAGUGACGCUAUUUUGAGUGCAAUGAAUCGAGAAUAUACUGUGAGUGAGUUCAAGACUGUUGUCGAUACCUUAACUGAGCUUGUGCCCGAGAUGCAGAUUGCCACUGAUAUAAUAUGUGGAUUUCCAGGUGAAACUGAUGAAGAUUUUGAGCAAACUGUCAACCUUAUAAAGGAAUACAAGUUCUCUCAAGUUCAUAUUUCACAAUUUUAUCCUCGACCAGGGACGCCUGCGGCAAGGAUGAAAAAGGUUCCAAGCAAUGUGGUGAAGAGAAGAAGCCGUGAACUGACAAAUGUCUUUGAAGCUUUCACGCCAUACUUAGGAAUGGAAGGCAAAGUGGAAAAAAUUUGGAUUACUGAUAUAGCAUCUGACGGGGUUCACUUGGUUGGUCACACAAAGGGAUAUAUACAAGUUCUCGUAAUUGCUCCAGACAACAUGCUUGGAAGUUCAGCUAUGGCAAAGAUAACAUCUGUUGGAAGGUGGUCAGUUUUUGGGGAAGUAAUCGAGACAAUCAAUCAUCCAAGUGACAAUAAAGCUUUGAACAAACAAGUUCCUAAUCAGGAUAUGUCUUCCCUCUGUUGUAACCAAACCGAGAAUUGUGUAAUCUCAGAAGAACCAGAAUCUUGUGCUUGUGGAAAUGUUGACAGCUGCUGCAGUCAGAGUACUCUUGAGAAGACAGAUAGUCCUAGAGACACUGUAGUGCUGCCACAGAAUCAAAACAGCAACAAGAAUUUGUUCGGAUGGAUACUGAGGAAGCGGAAGAAUCUACACAAAAGGGUAGAAAGUGAACUUGCCUCAGGGUCUGAUAUAAAGCGAGAAAAGAGCAUGAAAAAGUGGGACUUUGUUGAUAAGGCUCUUUUGGGUGGAAUCUCUAUCAGCAUCUUGACGAUUUUUGCUUUAUUAGUUUGUCUUAGGUUCAGUGUUAUUUGGUCCCAAUAAAAGGCUGUUACUAUUUGCUUUUUCAAAAUUUAUAUGGAGUAAUUGAUAUUCCAAAGUUUUGAUUUACAAAAAUUGCGGUUGUUGUAUUAAUAAUAUGAUAUGAUUCAUACAUCAUCCUUUUGCAGCACGA